Aedes albopictus (Asian tiger mosquito) is the source of this 1680-nucleotide messenger RNA. RefSeq lists its product as uncharacterized. The record is from RefSeq and is a predicted model, not a curated record. The coding region runs from base 1 to 1680 and encodes 559 amino acids. Lineage: Eukaryota; Metazoa; Arthropoda; Insecta; Diptera; Culicidae. The transcript has 2 exons.
AUGGAGGCAUUCAGACCGGUGAAACAGUUUGAUGCCAAGGUGGACCAGUCACAGCUGGAAACUGAAUGGCGAAAAUGGAAGCGAAGCCUCGAAUAUUACCUAACGGCGUCUGGGAUUACGGGUCAACGGGAAAUGCGUAAUCAGCUACUUCACCUCGGUGGGCCCGAUCUACAAGAUAUCUUUGACAAUUUGCCAGGAGUUCACGACGUUCCCCAUGUUACUCCGGACCCCCCGUUUUACGAUAUUGCCGUACAGAAACUGGAUUCACAUUUUCAACCAUGUCGCAGACAAACCUACGAAAGGCACGUCUUUCGUCAAAUCGCUCAACUGCCAGGGGAGCGUUUUGGCGAUUUUGUCAUGAAGCUUCGGGUGCAAGCCAGCAGAUGCGACUUUGAUCUGGCAGGAGGGACUGUGAUGGACACCAUGAUAAUCGACCAAAUUGCUGAAAAGUGCCUGUCAUCCACGCUUCGGAAGAAGAUAUUGGAAAAGGAUCGACCUUUGGAGGAAGUGGUAGCGAUUGGAAAGACGAUCGAAGACGUUGAGCAACAGUGCAAAGAGCUAACGAAUAAGGACGAGACCAACCUUUUCGAAGAUCGAGCAGCUCGUGAGACCAACAAAGACAUUUGCUGUGUGAUGGGAGAAAAUCGGUUUCGGUUCAAGGUGGGCGGUAUUGGAAUCCUGAUGACCAUAGACUCGGGUGCAGCUGCGAAUCUGAUUGAUCAUCAGACUUGGAUUAAACUUCAGAAAGGUGGAGCAAAUGUAAGGUUCAGCCAACAUCCCGAUCGUUCGUUCAAGGCGUAUGGCUCAGAUCGCCCUUUGAACAUAACUGGAAUGUUUACAGCAGAAAUUGAGGCAGAAGAUCAAAAAGCGGAAGCGGUGUUUUACAUUGCUGAAAACGGGAAGCAAUGUUUGCUAGGAGACGAGACAGCAAAGCAACUUAAAGUGCUGAAAAUUGGUUAUGGCGUAGCAUCGAUCCACCAGCAUGCUCCGACUUUUCCUAAAAUAAAGGGCGUAUUGGUUGAGAUUUCGAUUGAUCCAAACGUUAAGCCGGUACAACAGCCGUAUCGGCGGGCACCUUUUGCUUUGGAGGAUAAGGUUGCUGAAAAGCUGCAGUACUUACUGAGCCAAGACAUCAUCGAGCGUGUGGAAAAACCGUCUGCCUGGGUAUCUCCCAUUGUCCCUAUUUUGAAGGACAAUGGAGAGGUUCGGCUCUGCGUGGAUAUGCGUCGUGCAAAUCAAGCCGUCAUCAGAGAAACGCAUCCGCUGCCAAUCGUUGAAGAAUUGUUUGGAGGAAUCACUGGAGCGACACGAUUCUCAAAACUCGACAUCAAAGAGGCGUACCACCAGGUCGAAAUAUCCGAGCGAUCAAGGGGAAUCACGACUUUCAUUACAAAGCAAGGUCUUUCCAGAUUCAAACGGUUGAUGCUUGGAAUAAGUUGCGCUCCCGAGUUAUUCCAAAAAGUCAUGGAAUCAAUUUUCGCAGGACUCGAGGGAGUAGUGGUCUACCUAGACGAUAUUAUGGUGACUGGACGAACUCAGCAAGAACAUGACGAAAGAUUGGCUCAAGUCAUGGCUCGCUUAAGACAGUUCGAUAUUCUUCUGAAUGAAGACAAGUGCGAUUUUAAUGCAACACGACUGGAAUUUUUGGGUCAUGAAUUGGCUACUUUAACGGUGUUGUGA